AUGAGCCCACCCAGCCUAGAGGUUCCAGAGGGCAUUGCGUUCCUGAAGGGAGAGAUUCGUGAAUAUGCUCAGGUGGAGAAUUGCGGUCACUGGCAUGGACUGUGUUUUCACAGCUCCUACGGCAUGUCUGUCAGGGACCAGCUGAACAGGAAGCUGAUUGAAGAGGUGAAUGUCCAGGGCACAGAGCAUGUCCUCAGGGCCUGUGUAGAGGCUGGAGUCUCCAGGCUCGUCUAUACCAGCACCUUCAACCUAGUGUUCGGAGGCCAAGACAUUGAGGGUGGUGACGAAAGCCUCCCCUACCUACCUCUCCAUCUCCACCCUGACCACUACUCCAGAAUCAAGUCGGUAGCUGAGAUGGCCGUGAUGAAAGACAGUGGUACAGAGCUGAAAGAUGGGACAGGUGUGUUGAGGGCCUGUGCUCUGCGUCCAGCCGGUAUAUACGGGCCUGGCGAGCAGAGGCACCUGCCCAGGAUCGUUAGGUACAUAGAGAAGGGGAUAUUCUGUUUUGUAUAUGGAGAUCCAAGAAGUUUAGUAGAGUUUGUCCAUGUAGAUAUCCUGGUGUCUCCACACGAACUGGCUGCAGAGGCUCUGAUGUCAGAGCACCAGCACCGCACUGCUGGACAGGCAUACUUCAUCUCAGGCGGAAGACCUGUCAACAACUUUGAGUUCUUCAGACCUCUGGUAGAGGAUUUGGGUUACUCUUUCCCGAAAUUACAUCUAGCCCUCUCUCUCAUUUACUUUGUUGCAUUCCUCACUGAGAUGAUUCACCAUCUCUUCGGCCCAAUCUAUAACUUCCAGCCUCUGCUCACACGCACAGAGGUGUAUAAGACCGUUGUGACGCAUGAUGAAGCCCAAGGCCAAGCUGGGUUAUGAGCCCUAGGAGUAUAACCUGGAGGAGGUUGUGCAGUGGUUCAAGAGUAAACCUAGGGGUUCACUCUCCAGCGACUGAUGCUAGAUGUUCUUCUAUUAGUAGCUCUGGCCCUCUCAUACCUCCCAGUGGUUGGCAGUUAAUCAGCAGGCAGUAAUAAAGUGAUAAAUCUCAAUGGCACAUUUUAAAUGUUGAAACUUGUUCUAUACUAGUGGUGAUGGAUUGUUUGGUUCUCCUUUUAUUAAUUACAAUGUACAGUUUGUAAUAAAAUAAAAAUAAUAUGAUUAACCAGAAUUAGACCUGUUCAAAAUAAAGCCCAUAUUCCCUUAAUAAAUGUCCAUGAAUGUGUUUUGUGUAAAUUCCAACAAUAGAUGUACCUAGUUAGAUAUAGUAUAGCUAACUUUUGUCUUAUAUUGACAAUUGUUGGACACAAUGCAUUUUGUUUUUGGCAGGGUUUUUAAAGCCAGAAUGGAAUGUUUGUUUUAAUUUGUGCCUGUCCAUGGAAGUACCUGACCAUAGUCCACUAGCCAAAUGCAGUAUUUACAUAAGGAUUCUCUAAACUUGAUUAUGUAUAAGAGACAUCUCUUGGUGCAGAUGUCUGUUGGUACAAACACAAUUUGGUCCCACUUUAAAUGAAGUACAACUUUUAUAAAGGCUUUUUAAAGCAUACAUAAAGACUUCAUAAGCUCUACAUAAUUGCUUCAAAAAUCAUCUAUAAGCAUAUGUCAUAAAGGGUGACAUAAUUCCCACUGUAGGGUGAAUUAUGUUUAUACACCAUUUAAUCAGUAUUUUUUUAUUUAAGCUUUAUUUAACUAGGCAGGUCAGUUAAGAACAAAUUAUUAUUGACAAUGACUGCCUAUCAAGGAACAAUGGGUUAACUGUUUUGUUCAGGGGCAGAACGAUUUUUACUGCUCCGGGAUUCGAUCCAGAAACCUUUCAGUUACUGGCUCAACUCUCUAACCGCCCUGAUGACAUACGCUUAAAGAUGAUUUGUGACGCAUUUAUGUAGUGCUUAUGAAGCCUUUAUGUAUGCUAUAUAAAACCCUUUAUAAGUUGUACUUCAUUUAAAGUGGGACCCGACAUUUACUUUGGUUUUGUUUUUACAUCUCAAUUGAAGAUGGUAAUAAGAAAUAUGACGAACAAUGUAUUGUAAUGUUUAACAGAUAAGAUGUUAUGUUUAUUUUAUACUGUGUAACUUGGAAAUGUUUCAUGAUGUCAAUGUGUGAUAUCUUUUAUCAGGCCUGCUGCUGAAUUCCUAACCUUUCCGGUUGUUUUGUGACCAAAUCCUAAUGGGGAUCAAUCAUUUGGUGGUAUUUAUAAUAACAUUUUCUAUAAGGGAUAUUUUUAUUUUAUUUUAGUUGGAUAAUGUUCUCAUAUUAUAGAAUAAAAGUACAUGACUGAC
Oncorhynchus tshawytscha (Chinook salmon) is the source of this 2270-nucleotide messenger RNA. RefSeq names its product short-chain dehydrogenase/reductase family 42E member 1-like. Gene Ontology annotation, biological process: steroid biosynthetic process. NCBI's taxonomy places the organism in Eukaryota, Metazoa, Chordata, Actinopteri, Salmoniformes, Salmonidae. The record is from RefSeq and is a predicted model, not a curated record. The transcript has a single exon. The coding region runs from base 1 to 873 and encodes 290 amino acids. Gene Ontology annotation, molecular function: 3-beta-hydroxy-Delta5-steroid dehydrogenase (NAD+) activity.